AUGGUCAAGUUAUAUGGUUCUCCAAUUUCCACCUGCACGCGCCUCGUCGCUCUUGUCUGCAAAGAAAAGAAUAUUCCAUAUGAGUUGAUCCAGGUCGACUUGUUCAAAGGUGAACAGAAGGCCCCGUCUUUCACGGCCCUUCAACCAUUCGGUCAGGUCCCAUACAUCGAUGACGACGGGUUCAUUCUAUACGAGUCCCGCGCGAUAGCAAGAUACCUCAUCAUGAAAUACCCCAACCAGGGGACCCCCUUGAUUCCCAGCGACCCCAAGGCUAAUGCGCUGUUUGAACAAGCCGCUUCGAUCGAGAUUUUCAACUUCAACACUUCUAUCCAGCCAAUUGUCUUCGAAAAAGUGUUCAAGCCGCGCCGCGGUCUGCAACCAAAUGAGGAGCGUGUCAACGAGAUGUUGGCGAUCCUCCAGAGCAAGUUGGAUGCGUAUGAGGUGAUCCUCAGCAAACAGAAGUACCUUGCUGGUGAUUCUGUCACCCUCGCUGAUUUGUGCCACCUGCCCCAAGGCACCGCGUUUUGCGGAGCUGGCUUUGCUGAGGUGUUCGAGAGUAGGUCUAACCUCGCUAGGUGGUGGAAGGACAUCUCUAACAGGCCUGCGUGGCUUGCCGUCAAGGAUGGCACAAGUGUCAGGAACAUUGAGUAA
Molecule: messenger RNA, 651 nt
Organism: Suillus bovinus
Lineage: Eukaryota; Fungi; Basidiomycota; Agaricomycetes; Boletales; Suillaceae
Product: glutathione S-transferase
Exons: 6
Coding region: 1-651 (216 amino acids)
Cellular component (GO): cytoplasm
Molecular function (GO): glutathione transferase activity; glutathione binding
Source: RefSeq, a predicted model, not a curated record